AUGGCCUUGAUCAAGAAGGUACCAAAGACCCUUCUCCUCAGCCUCGCCUACCUGCUAUGUGUUGCUACCCGUUGCCAUGCCACCUCGCUUAGCUUCAGCUACAACUUCUCCACUCCCGGCGCCCUCACCAGCCCCGACCUCAAGUACAUGUCCAACGCCACAGCCGCCGGCGAUCGGGUUGACCUGACGAAGAACACCAAGUGGAGCACGGGGCGGGUGGCGUACGGGCGCCCCGUGCAGCUCUGGGACGACACCGGCAAGGUCGCCAGCUUCACCUCCAACUUCACCUUCGUCAUCAAGUCGCUCAACAGCAGCGCUCAGGGCGACGGCGUGGCGUUCUUCGUCGGGGCGUACCCCCCGGACCUCCCGCCGGAUUCCGACGGCGGCCUCCUCGGGCUCUUCGACGAGCCCUUCAACCCGGUCAACACCAACUCGCCGGCUACCGUCGCGGUGGAGUUCGACGCGUACAAGAACGAGUGGGACCCCAAGAACACCACGAGCCACGUCGGGGUGGACGUCAACAGCAUCUCGUCGGUGGCGUACGCGGCGCUGCCGGACGGGUGCUUCAACGGGACCAUGUCGGCGUGGGUCAGGUACGAUGCCAACGCGAGCACGCUCUCCGUGACCCUCCGGUUCGACGACCGGCCGGGGCUGGGCGUCUACAACGUCAGUGCCUGCGUCGACCUCAGGGCGGAAGAGCUGCCGCAGCAAGCGGGGGUGGGGUUCUCGGCGACCACCGGGGAUCGUGCCGAGAGACAUCAGAUCCUUUCUUGGUCGUUCGAGUCCACUCUCACCAACGUUGCCGUCAUCAAGAAGACCGCAUCAAAGAGUACAAAGACAACACACAUACGCCUAAUUGCCGGGUUCGUAUCCGCUGGGGUCGGCAUGCUGCUCAUCAUAGCGGCAUGUCUCUGCUACCAGAAAAGAAAGGGCACUCAAGCGUCACCACGAGACAUGGACGAUGAGUUCAAUAUGGGGACAGGGCCUCGGAGGUUCACCUACAGACAACUAUGGCUGGCGACACGGCGAUUCUCCGACGACGGCAAGCUCGGGGAGGGCGGAUUCGGCUCAGUCUACCGUGGGUUCCUGCCGGAUCUGGGGCUCCAUGUGGCCAUCAAGAGGGUCUCCAAGACGUCCAAGCAGGGGAGGAGGGAGUACAUCUCUGAGGUGACCAUCAUCAGCCGCCUCAGGCAUCGCAACCUUGUGCAGCUCGUCGGGUGGUGCCACGAGGGCGACGACCUCCUGCUCGUCUACGAGCUCAUGACCAACGGCAGCCUGGACACCCAUCUCUACAGCGCAACAAACGUCCUGACGUGGCCAACCAGGUACAACAUCAUUCUCGGCUUGGGCUCGGCUCUCCUGUACCUUCACCAGGAGUGGGAGCAGUGCGUGGUGCACCGGGACAUCAAGCCCAGCAACGUGAUGCUGGACUCGUCGUUCAACGCGAAGCUGGGUGACUUUGGCCUCGCACGCCUCGUCAGCCACACCCGCGACGCGCACACCACCAUGGUCGCCGGCACCAGGGGCUACAUAGACCCCGAGUGUGCCGUCACCUGCCGGGCCACCACCAGGUCCGACGUCUACAGCUUCGGCGUCCUCCUCCUCGAGAUCGCCUGCGGCCGGAAGCCCGUCGUCCCCGAGGAGGACGAGAGCAAGGUGCUGCUCGUGCGGUGGGUCUGGGAGCUGUACGGGAGAGGCGAGCUCCUCGACGCGGCGGACGUGCGGCUGCUCGACGGCGGCGAGGCCGGGGCGCUGGAAUGGGAGCUGGAGCGCACGCUGGUCGUGGGGCUCUGGUGCGUGCACCCGGACUCCGCGUCCCGGCCGUCCAUCCGCCAGGCCAUGAGCGUGCUCCAGUUCGAGGCGCCGCUGCCGGAGCUCCCGCCUGAGAUGCCCGUGGCGACGUACGGGCCGCCUGUGCCUGCUGGCGGGGGUUACCAGCCGACCAACACCGCGUCCACGUCCGGGACCGGGAGUGCCAGCAGCAGAGGGCACUCGUCGGCUAGUGCACGGGGGGAGCUGCAUGGGUAUUUCUAGGAAUAUUCAACUUUUUUUCCAAACAAUCAAAUACAUAUCAAAGUAUGUACAUAUGUAUAGCUUAUGUGGUCUAAAUUUUCUGCUUUCUGAGUUA
Messenger RNA from Panicum virgatum (switchgrass), 2128 nucleotides. RefSeq names its product L-type lectin-domain containing receptor kinase IX.1-like. Gene Ontology annotation, cellular component: plasma membrane. The transcript is spliced from 4 exons. Gene Ontology annotation, biological process: protein phosphorylation. Gene Ontology annotation, molecular function: protein kinase activity; carbohydrate binding; ATP binding. NCBI's taxonomy places the organism in Eukaryota, Viridiplantae, Streptophyta, Magnoliopsida, Poales, Poaceae. The record is from RefSeq and is a predicted model, not a curated record. The coding region runs from base 1 to 2034 and encodes 677 amino acids.